UUUUGGCUCGUUCAAAAUGAUCUUUUGCCGUGGAUAAAUGGCAAAAAGGUAAUUAUAGAUUCGGCGUUUAUCUGAACCACACACACAGAGAGAACAGAUAGAUAUCGGACGAGAGAAGAACAUGAUAUAGAGAAUACACGUGGCCCAAUGAAAAAGCCACGCGGUCUGUCUUUAGCCAAUUGAAAUCUGCAUUUAGAUUCGCAUCCUACAAAACCUUACUUAUACGAUCACGCUUCCACACUGACAUUUCCAGACACCUCUCGUUCACAUCUUUUCUCUUUGUAGUAAAACAGAAAGGGAGAUAGAGAGAGGGAGAAGAAACAAUGGCGUCGAACUCGCUCAUGAGCUGCGGCAUCGCCGCCGUCUACCCUUCGCUUCUUUCUUCUUCAAAGUCUAAAUUCGUCUCAGCCGGAGUUCCGCUCCCCAACGCCGGUAACGUCGGCCGCAUCAGAAUGGCGGCUCACUGGAUGCCCGGCGAGCCACGACCAGCUUACCUCGACGGUUCUGCUCCUGGUGACUUUGGGUUUGACCCACUUGGACUUGGAGAGGUUCCAGAGAACCUUGAGAGAUACAAAGAAUCAGAGCUCAUCCACUGUAGAUGGGCUAUGCUCGCUGUUCCAGGGAUUUUGGUACCAGAGGCUUUGGGAUACGGAAACUGGGUAAAGGCUCAAGAAUGGGCAGCAGUACCUGGAGGACAAGCCACUUACUUGGGGAACCCUGUCCCUUGGGGUACUUUGCCCACAAUCUUGGCCAUAGAGUUCUUAGCUAUCGCAUUUGUCGAGCACCAGAGAAGUAUGGAGAAAGACCCUGAGAAAAAGAAGUACCCUGGAGGCGCUUUUGACCCUCUUGGAUACUCCAAAGACCCCAAGAAGUUCGAGGAGUUGAAAGUUAAAGAGAUCAAGAACGGACGGCUUGCGUUGUUGGCGUUUGUAGGCUUCUGUGUGCAACAAUCAGCCUACCCAGGAACAGGACCAUUGGAGAAUUUGGCUACUCACUUGGCUGAUCCAUGGCACAAAAACAUUGGCGAUAUUGUUAUCCCUUUCAACUAAGUGACUGUAAAAAAACAAGAAUAGUGAUAUUAUCCUAUGAGCUUUUUAUGUGUAUCAAAACUCUGUGUAAUGAAAGACAGAUUGUGAAACUUGUAUUUUGUCUCGGUGAUGGAUUUGCUCCUGUGAGCUUGAGUUCUAAGUGGUUGAACCUUUUGAAUCGGUGUACGAACCCAAACUUGGUCUAACUUGUGUAAUAUCCUGUCCCAAAAGUUGUCGACUUUGAGCUUUAGUAACUUCAUUACAGAGGAAUCAUUGUGUAGUUGUUAGUUCAUGACUUUUAGUUAGAUUUUUCAACUCCAUCCAGAUAUAACAUUCAUUAGAUUGAUGAAUGAACUUUCAAGUUUGUUUUCCUUUUACCAACUUAGAUAUUUUAUGAUACUGAACAGCUUGAGACACAUGUUUUUUUUACCUUUUCUACAUUUGACAGUACUGAAUAGAACAUUUAACGUUAAUUCCAAGCAUUCUCAAAGUGUUCGUCAACGCUAAUGUGAGUG
This is a messenger RNA of Thlaspi arvense, 1543 nucleotides long. NCBI's taxonomy places the organism in Eukaryota, Viridiplantae, Streptophyta, Magnoliopsida, Brassicales, Brassicaceae. The record is from the annotation of a GenBank genome assembly.